UAGCGCUGAGGCGUAAUGGCGGCAACUUCAAAAACUUCUUUCCAACACUUUUUUACAUUCACUUGGAGUUGGAUUACCGACUCUCACGGAAAUCUUUGGGCUUGAUAUUGAUCUAGACCAUUCAGUCAUCAUGCCUCUCCCAGCAACGGAUGAUUACUCGGCUGUUCAGGCUUUCUUCACAGCCAAAGAAUGGGCAGAGACCAGUGACUAUGAGAAGCUUCGUCUCAAGAACAUCAAAGAGAACUACGAGAUGAUGAUUGAAGUUGGAUUACAGGUUGGUCCUCCGGAGUUCAUGCGACCUCGGCGAGGAAGAAAGAAACAGAUUGUUGAGGAGAGUGACAGUGAGGAUGAGGAAUGGAAACCUAAGAGAGCUAAAAAGAAAUCAAGAGGAUCUUUUCAUGCACCGUUCAAGGUUCAGCAGAAGGUAACCAAACCAGUUCAUACAAAGAAGAAAAAAUCAUCUCAAGAGUGUACAAAACCACACACUGUAACGUCAGGUACCGUGUAUGAUGAUGAUGGCAAUCCCUUGGAUGAUUCCAAUCACAUCGGGGGAGAGCGGAUCAUCGAUCUUCUUGAGUGGAAGGACUAUGAUGAAGCUACCCAGGCACAAACCAAUCCAGCAUCAUCAGGUGAUCAGGGGGAUCAGUCAGGUGAUCUCAACACUCAGUCAUGUGAUCACAAGACUGAGCAAACCUUGACAGAAGCAUCUCCAGGAAGGGAGCGGACUUCCAAGCAAUCCCAAUCAUUCUGCAUGAAAGUUGGAGGGAAAGCAGGUGGAAAGGCCAAGUCUCUCUCAGAAAGGAGAAGAGCAAAAUUUCAACCAUCGCCUAGACAAUCUAGGUAUCCUCGAAGAUCCGUGACCAGGAAGUGCUACAAAGAAGACGAUGUUCCUGAUGAUGAUCAUUACAUCUAUUGUGAGGACUGUCAUGAGGUCUUUGAGGGUGAGUGUUCCAAACAUCCCCUCACCAUCAUCAAGGACAACCCCAUCCCUAAAGGCUGUAAGGACAGAGCAAUGAAGACUCUACCAGAUGGUCUACUGGUCAAGCAGUCAUCGAUACCGGGGGCUGGUCAGGGAGUCUUUGCGACCAAGUUCAUUCCUAAAGGAUAUCGGUUUGGCCCUUAUGAAGGUGACAUUGUGGACCUAGAAACAGGAUAUGAUAGCGGUUAUGCCUGGGAGAUCUGUACAGAAAGCAAAGCCCACCACUAUGUUGACAGUAACAGUGAGCUGACAGGAAACUGGAUGAGAUACAUCAACUGUGCACGUAAUGAGGGUGAACAGAACCUUGUAGCAUUUCAGUAUCUUGGUGAGAUCUACUAUCGUACCUUCAAACCGAUCUGUCCAGGAAGGGAGCUACUGGUCUACUAUGGAGAGCAGUACGCUAAGGAUCUCGGUAUCACAUCACAGCUCAAUAAACUCAGUGUAGAAACAGAUUCUGGAGUCUAUAGAUGUGAGUACUGUGGAUCACUCUAUGCUAUCCCUUUGGUCCUGGCAAGGCAUCUCAAGUACAAACAUGGUCAUCGUGGUGUCAUCCCCCCAGCAGACGCACCAAAGGAAGACAUUCUACAGUUCAUCAAAGGAGAAAUACAAAAACCUGCUCUCAGUAGAGUGAUGAAGAUCAACACUAGCACUGGUAUAAGAAAUUAUGGUAGCAAUGCUGUGUCAAACUAUAAGAUCAGAAAUUAUUGUAAAGCUGAGAUGAAACGCUUUGAUAAAAAUAUACUACCGCAUGAAAUCCUAGCAGGUAAAAUUGAAAAUAUCAAAACAAAUAGGAAUGCUGAUAUUUUUGAUAAACAAUGUAAUGAAUUUCAAGAUAAUAUCUCAGAAGGUAAAGAAAAUCAUGUUGGUGAAAUAUUGUGUACUAAUGAAGACAAUCCCACAAAACAUAAACAAAGUCAUACAGGUGAGAAGCCCUAUGUAUGUGAUCAAUGUUUUAAAGCAUUUAAUCUAGAAGGUAAUCUCACAAAACAUAAACGAAUCCAUGCAGGUGAGAAGCCCUUUGAAUGUGAUCAAUGUGGUAAAGCAUUUAAUCGUGAAGAUCCUCUCACAAAACAUAAACGAGUCCAUACAAGCGAGAAGCCUUAUGUAUGCGAUCAAUGUGGGAAGGCAUUUAAUCAAUCUAAUGAUCUCACAAAACAUAAACGAAUCCAUACAAGCGAGAAGCCUUAUGUAUGCGAUCAAUGUGGGAAGGCAUUUAAUCAAUCUAAUGAUCUCACAAAACAUAAACGAAUCCAUACAGGUGAGAAGCCCUAUGUAUGUGAUCAAUGUGGUAAGGCAUUUAAUCUAGAACGUAAUCUCACAAAACAUAAACGAAUCCAUACAAGCGAGAAGCCUUAUGUAUGCGAUCAAUGUGGUAAGGCAUUUAAUCAAGAACAGAAUCUCACAAAACAUAAACGUAUCCAUACAGGUGAGAAGUCCUAUGCAUGUGAUCAAUGUGGUAAGGCAUUUAAUCAAAUACAGAAUCUCACAAUACAUAAACGAAUCCAUACAGGUGAGAAGCCCUAUGUAUGUGAUCAAUGUGGUAAGGCAUUUAAUCAUGAAUCUAAUCUCACAAAACAUAAACGAAUCCAUACAGGUGAGAAGCCCUAUGUAUGUGAUCAGUGUGGUAAGGCAUUUAAUCAAUCUAAUGAUCUCACAAAACAUAAACGAAUCCAUACAGGUGAGAAGCCCUAUGUAUGUGAUCAGUGUGGUAAGGCAUUUAAUCGUGAAGAUCAUCUCACAAAACAUAAACGAAUCCAUACAGGUGAGAAGCCCUAUGUAUGCGAUCAAUGUGGUAAGGCAUUUAGCGAUGGAAGUCAUUACAGUAGACAUAAGCGAACUUGUCUCGGUGCAAACACACAGUGCAAUAAGAAAAAUGUGCAGACACAAAACAACAUCAUACAAACCAAUGAAAUAUAAUCCAUAUGUAUUAUGCAGUUUUCAAGACAUGAACUUUCUUAGGUCAUUAUCAAAUUUAUUUAAUUGGAAUAUGAAUUACAUGAUAUUUCAAAUGCAUAAAUAGAUUUUUUUUAGUGAAUGAUUUCAUUCUAGUAUGGAAAAGCUUUCAAGUUUGUCUGAAUUGCAAACAAUCGAAAUGAAAUCCAUUUAAAUGAUCAUUUCUCUAUCUGCCUUUUCCCUUAAUUAGUUUAUAACAUUGCUUGUCUAUAUAUCACAAAAAUACUCAUUUAUACCUUUUAUUGUUAUUUUUUUCAACCGAAAGAUCUCUAUUAACACUAUAAUUUGUGGCUCCAUAUAUAUGUAAUAUGUAGAAAAUCACAUACAUGUAGAUACAGGUGCAUUGAAUUCCACCAGUGUAAAUUCUGAGGUACUUUGGAAUGUUGUUUAUCUUCAAAGAACAAAAGAAAUGUACAUUGGUCAGGUAUAUUUCAGUUGAAAUUUACUACCUGUUGUAGAUUACAUGUGCAUGCAAGUAUGAGAUGUAAGUUUGGAUUGGAAUUUAUUUCUAUUUAGAUACACACCAAUCUCCUACAGAUUGUUUGUGAGAACGUAUGUCUACUUGAGCAUCGUAAGAAACUUGCAAUCACUUGUAAGUCGAUUUUUUUUUGUUGAAAAAAAUCAAUUGUAAGUCCUGAAAUUAAUUGCUUUGCCCCUAAUUGCUGGUCUACUAUUCGAAACAAGAAGUUCAAAUUGAUUUGCGAUAGUUGAACUUGAUCACUUUCAAACUUAAUUGCAACAUAUUGAUUGCAAAUAUUUUCUUGCAACAUCCUAAAUGAUUGAAAUUUCAUUUGGCCUAAUAUUUAAACAUUUGUUGAAAAUGAAAGAUUCUUUAUUCAAAAUAUCACUAUGAAUUUCUGAUUUACUAAUCUUAAGCUUAUUAAAAGUUUAUUUAUAAAAGAAAUGAAAAAAAUCGUCUUCCCAAAUAGAAUUUUGUUACAUACAAUAUACAAAUUUUGAUAUAUGAACCAUUAUCAAAUAAAUCUGAAAAUUCAAUUGAAAUACAGUUGGAUAAGAACUAUUUGUGAAUAUGUUUCAAAAUGUGGUACAAGUUGAAUGCAUGUGUUGUCAGACAUACACAAAAUAAGGUUGUUGAAUAAUUUUACUUAAUUUGGUGUUCUUAACCUAAGUCAUAGUUAUACAUGAAUUCAAAUUUACAUUGUAGAUUAAAUAAAUCAAAUAGUAAUUUAAAAUUGUAAACUGCAAUCACAAUAAAUCUUUAAAAGAAGGUUUUGAUUAGAUUCAUCCUGCUUAAAAUGUUAAACGUAUAAUCUAUUGUCCUCGUUACUUAUCUUUAAAACAUUCUUAAAUAACACACAGUUUUAAAAAAAUAAAUGAAGCUUCACACAGGGCCUCUAUAUCUUGAAAAGUUUUUUAAUAUAAAAUUAGAAUAUAAAAAGACUAUCUCAUUAGAAGGAUAUGAGAAAAAAGUAGAGAUGAUAGAAAUUUUAUUCAUAGCCAUUAAAACAAAAUAUUUGCACUUGGAUUAAAACAACUGGUAAAGGAUUAAUAAUGUGAACUAUACUACUACACUAUACUACAUUUCAAUCUUAAAAGGUUAGUAUUCAUUCGUAAUGAAAUAGGUUAUUUUUAAUUUCCAGUGAUCACUCAAGCAUGAAAGGAUGAAUAAUUUGUAGCUUUCUAAUGUCCAAUUACUAGAUUUAUAAGUACUCAAAUUUUCUUGAUAAAAAAUAAAAAUUCUGAAAUUUGGUGUUAAUUUGGCAAGUUUGAAUCAUAACAGCUGAAAAAAUACUCCACUAUCAAAUUGGUAAUGACUACAGUUUUGUAUUAUAUUGGAAUAAUAUAUGAUGCUGGGAUAUGAAAUUCUUUAACCCUUUGCAAAAGUUUUAGACAGGCUUUAACUUGUCAUGAGAACUGUACAUGCAUUUCAAGUGUUCGUAUGACUAUUUCAUCAGUUCAUUUUGAAUUGAUGUAAGGGGAUUUACCUAUAUCAAUUGAAGUGCAUGUAAACAUACAUUCAUGCUUAUUUGAAAGAAAUUUAUGAUAGAUUAAUAUUUGUUUGAGAUUAAAAAGAGAGUUUUAACCAGAAUUUCAAACUGAUGUACAUUACGCUUUUGUUGCAUUUGUAUAAAAAAAAAAAAAAAAUUGGCAAGCCAACAUUAUAACGAGUAAAUGGAAAGCAAUAUUAAGACUAUGAGUAAUUGUGUGUUUAGUUCUGCCAAGUGUUGAUUCAUGUGUAUAUUUAUGUUAAGAAUCUGUGGCAAGUCACAAAAGUGUUAAUGUUAACUAAAAACAAACCAAAAACAAAAAAAAUAAAUGUUAGCUCUGUACAUGACUGAUUGGUGUUACUAUUUUGCUUUCCAAAAAGGCUCAUUGUACAUACACAUAUUUUAAAAGUUGUCAUUGACAUGUAAAACAUUUAUUAAUUUAGAAUUUUGAUGGAAUCAAAAGACUACACUACAAUUUUGUUUUAUAUUAGAAUAAUAGAUGAUACUGGGAUAUGUUUAAUUUACAGAAUUUACCCCUUUACAAAAGCAUAAUACCGGUUUGAAAAUUGUCAUGGAAACUGUUCAUGUAUUCGUAUAAAAAAUAUUUCAUAAGUUCAUUACAAAUUGAUGUGGCGGGAUUCAUAUCAGUUGAAGUGAAUGUAACAUACAUUCAAGCUUAUUAGAGAAAAACUAUCAUAGAUUGAUAUUUGUUUGAGACAUUGAAAAAAAAAACUUGAAACCAGAUUUGAAUUGAUGCGUCAUGCACUCUUUAAUUGCAUUAAAAGAAAAAAAAUGGAAAUCAAUAUAACAAAAAUGGAAAGCACUAGUAAGACUGCAAGUAAAUGGGUGUUUAGUACUGCCAAGUGCUGAUUCAUGUGUAUAUAUCUUUGUAAAACUUAAGAAAAGUUUCAAAAAUGUUUGUAGUGUAAAUAGUGCAUUUAUGAUAUGAAUGAGUCUUAAUCUCUUGAAAUUAGCCUCAAUUUAUCACUAAAGCCUGAUGACAAUUCAUAAUUUAUGUAAUUAUAUUUAUCACUUUCAUUGUUAAAUAAAUAAUACAUUCAAAAAUGUUAGCUUUGUACAUAACUGAUUGGUAAUCUGAAAAUAUAAUUGUUACUAUUUUGCUCUCGAGUUGAACUCAUUACAUAUGUGUAUUUUGAAUGUUGUUAUCGACAGUGACUGUAAGCUUGUAAUUUAUUUGGAAUGUUGAUCGAAUCAAAUGUAAAUUAAACUUAAAUAUAUUUAUUCACAAUUGUUACAUUUUAAACUAUUUCAAUAGAACUUAAUGUUCCAUUCAU
Messenger RNA from Lytechinus pictus (painted urchin), 6176 nucleotides. Its product is annotated as zinc finger protein 724-like. The transcript has 9 exons. The record is from RefSeq and is a predicted model, not a curated record. Gene Ontology annotation, molecular function: histone methyltransferase activity; RNA polymerase II cis-regulatory region sequence-specific DNA binding; DNA-binding transcription factor activity, RNA polymerase II-specific. Lineage: Eukaryota; Metazoa; Echinodermata; Echinoidea; Temnopleuroida; Toxopneustidae. Gene Ontology annotation, biological process: regulation of DNA-templated transcription. The coding region runs from base 131 to 2896 and encodes 921 amino acids.